Messenger RNA from Penicillium coprophilum, 2550 nucleotides. RefSeq names its product cysteine--tRNA ligase. The record is from RefSeq and is a predicted model, not a curated record. Gene Ontology annotation, biological process: cysteinyl-tRNA aminoacylation. Gene Ontology annotation, molecular function: cysteine-tRNA ligase activity; ATP binding. Gene Ontology annotation, cellular component: cytoplasm. The transcript has 2 exons. Lineage: Eukaryota; Fungi; Ascomycota; Eurotiomycetes; Eurotiales; Aspergillaceae. The coding region runs from base 1 to 2550 and encodes 849 amino acids.
AUGAGUCGAUCUGGUCCUGACAAGAGCCCCUCCCCCUCCAUUUGCCUUUGUUUUCUUUAUGCUCUCCCCCGAUCCUCCUUCCUUUCUUUUCCUUUCUUUUCACCGCCCAAACACCGGUUUUUAUCGUCGAUCACUUCUUUCAGGUCUAUGUCUUCUCGCCAGCAGCCGCCAUGGCGGCAACCGGCCUCUAGCCCGGACGCGCAACUGCCUCCAUUGAAGGUGUGGAACUCAUUGACCAAGUCCAAGACCCCCUUCGUCCCGAUCGACCCUGCGGGAAAGAAGGUUGUGUGGUACGCGUGCGGACCGACUGUUUACGACGACGCGCAUCUUGGACAUGCCCGAAACUAUGUUAGCACCGAUAUCAUUCGGCGUAUCAUGCGCGACUACUUCAAAUUCGAUGUCAACUUCGUUAUGAACAUUACAGACGUGGACGACAAGAUCAUCCUCCGCGCCAGACAACAACACCUGUUUAACGAAUUCGUCGCUGUCAACCCUACGAUUACUCCAGAGGUUCUCGACACUGUGAAGAAGGCUUUCAUCGCCUACUUGAAAAAGAAUCUACCCCUGCUCGAAUCCGAACUCCCUCCCUCGCAGUACCAGAAGGAAGUCGAAAAAACCUACGCAACUAUCUUGAACGGCGGAGCUUUGCCAGGAAACGACAAGGCAGGUGAUGAUGAGGCCAAGGUUAAGAUGCACAUCAAGACGGCGGCGUCGGCCGCAAAAGUCAUCGCGCAGGCGGAAACCCGUGAUGGUUCGAGUGCCGAUCCUGCUCUCUUUGCUGAGUCGUUUUAUUCAAACGCCCAGGAUCUCAUUCUGCCUUAUCUCGAUGCUUUGAAGGGCGCAUUGGUUGAUGCGGACAAUCACAGCAUCUUCACCAAAUUGACUAAGAAAUAUGAGGACCGCUUCACCAAGGAUAUGCGGGACCUGAACGUUCUUGAUCCCACCGAGUUGACUCGCGUGACGGAAUACGGCGAUGAGAUUGCGGCUUUCGUGGACCGAAUUGUUAAGAAUAACUUUGGAUAUGCCACAAAGGAUGGAUCAGUGUACUUUGAUAUCAAUGCCUUUGAAGCUGCAGGCCACCCGUACGCUCGCCUUGAGCCAUGGAGUCGGUCAGACAACAAAUUGGCUGCGGAGGGCGAAGGAUCUCUGGCCAGCAAAACGACAGAGAAGCGCGGUCCUUCAGACUUUGCUCUCUGGAAGUCAUCUAAGCCAGGCGAGCCGAGCUGGUCUAGUACCUGGGGCAAGGGCCGCCCUGGUUGGCACAUCGAAUGCUCAGCCAUGGCAUCAGCUCGGCUGGGCAACCAGAUGGAUAUUCACUCUGGUGGUAUUGAUCUUGCCUUCCCCCACCAUGACAAUGAGCUUGCCCAGAGUGAGGCAUACUGGCACGAUGACCACAAGCAUGAGCAAUGGGUUAACUAUUUCCUGCACAUGGGCCAUCUGUCUAUCCAAGGCUCCAAGAUGUCCAAGUCGUUGAAGAACUUUACCACCAUCAGAGAAGCGCUUGAUCGCAAAGACUGGACGCCGAGAAGUCUGCGCAUUGUUUUCCUCCUGGGUGGGUGGAAAGACGGUGUCGAAAUUACAGAUGAUCUGGUCAACACUGGCAGCUCAUGGGAGGAGAAGGUGAACAACUUUUUCCUCAAGGUGAAGGAUCCUUCGGCUCUCCAGUCGUCAGGCACUGACACCACCUUUGCUGCCGAUCUUGAAGCAACCAAGAAGGCAGUCAACGAGCAGCUCUGUGAUUCUUUCAACACUCCUGCUGUCAUGGCAUCGAUCUCAGAACUUAUUUCCAAGUUCAAUAUUGCCGACAAGGCCACCGUGCCCUCUGAGGACGUUCAAGCUGCAGCUCAGUGGGUAACCUCCAUGGUGAAUAUUUUCGGUCUCAACGGCACUGCCUCGGCCGACAGCACUGAAAUCGGCUGGUCUGGUAUUGAUAUUCCCGAGGAGGCCAAAGCCUACCUGUACCCUCUGUCGGCUAUGCGUGACACUCUCCGUGACACCGCGCGGUCUAAGGCUGGAAUCUCUGCCAAGGAUCUUGAGGCGGCAGUUGCCAAAGCAUCAGUACCUCAAGAGGCCUCUGAAUCCGCUAAGCCAUACGCUGAGCUCCUCUCCAACUUCCGUGCCAAGGUGGCGUCUUUGGAGUCAUCCGAUUCUAUUGGCAAGGAUAUUCUUGCCUUGUGUGACCGGGUGCGAGACAUCGACCUCUUCGAUGUUGGUAUUGCCCUCGAAGACCGGGAGAACCAGCCUGCCCUGGUCCGGCCUGUGACCCAAGAAAUGAUCAAGGCGCGGGAAGAGAAGGAAACCAAGGCUCUCCAGAAGCAGGCCGACAAGCUGAAGAAGGAGCAAGAAGCUCUCAAGAAGGCAGAGAAGGGCAAAUUGAGCCACCUGGAGAUGUUCCGCACCAACGAGUACAGCGCCUGGGACGAUGAAGGCUUGCCUACGCGCGAUAUUGCCGGCGAGGAGAUCACCAAGAGCCGGGCGAAGAAGCUACGCAAAGACUGGGAGCGCCAGAAGAAGGCACAUGAGGCGUGGUUGGCUACUCAGGCCAAAUAG